This is a messenger RNA of Apaloderma vittatum (bar-tailed trogon), 708 nucleotides long. RefSeq names its product protease-associated domain containing 1 (gene PRADC1). The record is from RefSeq and is a predicted model, not a curated record. The transcript is spliced from 4 exons. The annotation marks the transcript as partial. NCBI's taxonomy places the organism in Eukaryota, Metazoa, Chordata, Aves, Trogoniformes, Trogonidae.
UGUCUCUUCCCUUUCUGUGUGUACCCAGGUUUACGCAUCCAUGAAUACUUGUAUUUCCAAGUGCUGAGCCCUGGAGACAUCCGAUACAUCUUCACUGCCACCCCGGCCAAGGAUUUUGGUGGCGUGUUUAACACAAGGUACGACCAGAUCCACCUGGUGCCGGCGGAUCCCCCCGAAGCCUGCGGAGAGCUGAAUAAUGGUGUCUUCAUCCAGGACCAGAUUGCCUUGGUGGAGAGGGGGGGUUGCUCGUUCCUGUCGAAGACGCGUGUGAUCCAGGAGCACGGCGGACGGGCGGUGAUCAUUGCCGACAACGCCUACGAUAACGACAGCUUCUACAUCGAGAUGAUCCAGGACAGCACCAGGCGGACAGCUGACAUCCCCGCGCUCUUCCUGCUCGGCAGGGACGGGUACAUGAUCAGACGCUCCCUGGAGCAGCACGGGCUCCCCUGGGCCGUCAUCUCCAUCCCUGUCAACGUCACCAGCAUCCCCACGUACGAAAUGAUGCAGCCCCCCUGGACCUUCUGGUAACAGCAGGCGGCUGCGGUGGAUCGAGGACUCCUCGGUGGAACCCAGGAGCUCGCCCCGGGGACCAGGUGUAAGGAGCAGACCCCAACACGCUCCAGAGAUCCCACCGCCCAGACUCGCCGCGUUCAGCAACGGGGAGAUCCUUCUGCUGCUGCCGGCGCGUAGCUGAAGGGCGAACACCAA